AUGUUUCGAACAAGACCAGUUCAUUUGGUUGCUAAUCGAAGUCGAACUGUUAACGCAAUUCUUGAAGAUUUACAGAUUCUGUCCCUGAGAAAUAACCGUGCGUUGUCCUAUUUGUAUAUCUCUGGAAAUCCAGGAAGUGGCAAGUCUCAGCUUGCUAGAUUAGUUGGUCAGCGUUAUGGCACAAGUAUUCCAGGAAGUUGGUUUCGUUCCAGUACGAGCAUUUUUGUCAUGACUUUAAACGGAAGAUCAUUACAUGAUAUCUUGGAAUCGUAUGUAGACUUUGCAGGACGUGUGAAUUGCGAUCAAAGUAACUUAGCAAGCAUCAGAAAUUCAAUUGAAGCAACGACAGAAGUGAAAAUACAAACUAUUCAAAGGGAAAUUGCAAAAAUGUUCAGAAAUUUCAAAGGCGAAUACACUUGGUUGUUGAUAGUUGAUAAUGUUGUAAACUUGAGUGAAAUAUCUUUAUUUCUCCCUCAACUGGAAGAUGAAGACUGGCAAGGUGGUCAAGUGUUAAUCACCACACAAGACAUGUCAUCUGUGCCAUCAAACAGUUCUCUGACUGUCCACAUUUCAGUUAGUAAAGGUAUGGAUCCACAAGAAUCAUGUGAGUUUCUUACAGAUCUAUCUGGGCUUGUUAAAAAUCACGAUUUAGUAUACGUAAGACAAGUUGCAAUAAAAUUGGAUUAUCAACCACUUGCCUUGGCCUUGCUGGGUUUUACGUCAAACAACUUCGAGAAAGCAAAGCAUCCUCACAGUUUAGCUGGAAAGAUUAUUUGA
Paramuricea clavata is the source of this 777-nucleotide messenger RNA. The record is from the annotation of a GenBank genome assembly. NCBI's taxonomy places the organism in Eukaryota, Metazoa, Cnidaria, Anthozoa, Malacalcyonacea, Plexauridae.